AGUUAUAGUGUAUGGUCCGCUGUAUUUAACUGCAUACUCAUUUUUUUGGUUAAGUGUUUUUUUCAUCAGAAAUUAAUCAUAACGGAAAGCUAACUUUUAGCGGUCUAAAAACUGGUGAAACAAUUUUGUUUGAAAUCGCUUUGCUUACAAUAUAUUCUUGGUGAUAAUAAAGUGUCUGUACGUGACGCCGAAGAAUAAGUUAUCUGACAUCUUCAACUUUUACUGGCGUUUGUAAUAAACAAAGCCCUUUUUUGUACUGCAAAUCUCAAUAACGCAAAAAUGAGCGACCAGCAAGCAUCAACCAGUGCUAGCCGCAUGCGAAAAUUUCGAGAAAAGCAAAAAGAGAAAGAUCCAAACUUUACCGGUAAUGAGACUAAAAGAUUGCGUGAGCUUCGUAAACGAAAAGCAGAAAAUCUUUCUGAAGGUGAGUUAAAAGCAAUUUCACUUAAGGAAAGGGAUAAGAAGAGAUUGCAAAGGGCAAAAAAGCGGGUUGAACUUAAAAAUCCUACUGAUUCUCCUGUAAGUACUGAAUCUCCGUACAAGUCGAAACAGACUUUAUCUAAAGCUGUUCAAAAGUCUCUAAAAGCACUGCCUCAAUCAUCAACAAAGAAAAAAGCAGUUGUUACAGAACUAGCGCGUAAAAUGAACAUUGCUCUAGCAGAAAGCCCAAACAUUAGCACAUCAGGUGACGGUACACGUUAUGACGAUGUGAAAGCAUUUUACUAUCGUCCGGAUAUUGUGUAUACCUGCCCAGGCGCAAAUGAUUUCAUCGUUGUUUGGAAAACGGCAUUAAGAAGAAGUGUCAAAAGCAUUAUUUGA
Molecule: messenger RNA, 819 nt
Organism: Anastrepha obliqua
Lineage: Eukaryota; Metazoa; Arthropoda; Insecta; Diptera; Tephritidae
Exons: 2
Coding region: 280-819 (179 amino acids)
Source: RefSeq, a predicted model, not a curated record